AGCCGCUGCUCAACGAGGAGACCGCGGCGGCUAGCGCGCGGGAGGAGAAGCUGGAGCGCGAGCGGAAAGAGAAGGAGCGGUUCGAAAAGGCUCUAGGCAAAAAUCACUGCAGCUGCGCGAACGGACUGGCGGUGCAAGACGAGACGAGGUGUUCCGGCGAGCCGACGGAGCUGUGCGCG
Molecule: messenger RNA, 179 nt
Organism: Amoebophrya sp. A120
Lineage: Eukaryota; Dinophyceae; Syndiniales; Amoebophryaceae
Source: the annotation of a GenBank genome assembly